UCGCAUAAAAAGACCGAAAGCGCACCCUUGGCUCUCUCCUCAUUUUAAAAUUGCCGUUCCACUCAGGAGAAGGGCUUUACUGACCGUUGCAGAUCUUCUCUGUGCUCUCCUCUUUCUUUGGUCUUGGUUUUGGAUAUAUAUAUAUUUUUAAAUUCAUCCUGAUACUGGUUCCGAGGGAGCUAGGGUUUCGAGAAGAUGAUGCAAAUGUUGAAGUUUCGAAGUCCCUCUCCGAAAGAGAGGGAUGAGCCUCAUGCUGUAGUCCCUCCUUCUCCGUCAAUGUCUCUUAGUGUUCCAACUGGACCUGCGAGGCCUCUGAGACUGGUUUAUUGUGAUGAGAAGGGGAAGUUUCAAAUGGAUCCUGAGGCGGUGGCCAUGCUGCAGCUUGUUAAAGAGCCUAUUGGUGUGGUUUCGGUUUGUGGUCGUGCAAGACAGGGAAAAAGCUUCAUUUUGAACCAGCUUCUUGGGAGGAGUAGCGGCUUUCAAGUGGCCUCUACCCACCGACCUUGCACAAAAGGGCUUUGGAUGUGGAGUGCACCUUUGAAGAGAACUGCUCUAGAUGGAACUGAGUACAACCUGUUGCUGUUGGACAGCGAAGGGAUUGAUGCUUAUGAUCAAACGGGAACCUACAGUACUCAGAUAUUCUCCUUGGCUGUCCUCUUGUCUAGCAUGUUUAUUUAUAACCAGAUGGGGGGCAUCGAUGAGGCUGCAUUAGAUCGUCUAUCUCUUGUCACAGAAAUGACGAAGCAUAUCCGAGUUCGUGCCUCUGGAGGACGGACCACGACAUCUGAACUUGGCCAGUUCUCUCCAGUUUUUGUUUGGCUUCUAAGGGACUUCUAUUUGGACUUGGCAGAGAACGGCAGGCAAAUAACUCCCCGAGAUUAUCUAGAGUUAGCUUUGAGGCCUGCUCAUGGGGGAGGAAGAGAUACCACAACAAAGAAUGAGAUACGGGAGUCGAUUCGAGCUCUUUUCCCUGACCGGGAGUGCUUCACCCUUGUGCGGCCAUUGAAUAGUGAAAAAGAUCUCCAACGACUGGAUCAGAUUCCUCUCGACAAGUUGCGACCAGAAUUCAGAUCUGGUCUGGAUGCCUUGACCAAAUAUGUCUUCGAGAGAACCAGACCGAAACAAGUUGGUGCUACAACUAUGACAGGUCCACUUCUUGCUGGUAUAACUCAGGCAUUUUUGGAUGCUCUUAACUCUGGUGCUGUGCCUACUAUCUCUUCGUCAUGGCAGAGUGUUGAGGAAGGAGAGUGUAGAAGAGCAUAUGAUUUGGCAGCUGAAGCUUAUAUAUCCAAUUUUGACCGCUCAAAGCCUCCUGAAGAGGUUGCCCUCAGAGAAGCACAUGAGGAUUCUGUACAAAAAUCACUCUCCAUAUAUAAUGGCAAUGCAGUGGGUGCAGGUUCAUCACGGCUGAAAUAUGAGAAGCUCCUCCAGGCCUUUGUUAGAAAACAGUUUGAGGACUACAAAACGAAUGCUUUCAGGGAGGCGGACUUGAUGUGUUCUGAUGCUAUUCAUAACAUAGAGAAGAGAUUGCGAUCAGCCUGUUAUUUGCCUGAUGCGAAAUUCGACCAAGUCUUAAAAGUUCUGGGUGGCCUUGUAUCAGAAUAUGAGAAAUCUUCUCAUGGUCCAGGAAAGUGGCAGAAACUUGCCAGCUUUUUACAGCAGAGUUUGGAAGGUCCAGUAUAUGAUCUCCUAAAGAGGCAAGUUGAUCAGAAUUCAUCAGAAAUGAAUGCUCUAAUGUUGAAAUAUCGUGCAAAUGAAGACAAGCUAGUAUUACUUGGGAAACAGCUGGAGACUUCUCAGAAGCAUGGAGCUGACUAUUUGAAAAGAUAUGAAGAUGCUAUUGCUGACAAGAAAAAAAUCUCUGAUGACUAUAUGGCCCGUAUAACUAAUUUGCAGAGCAAGUAUAGCUCAUUAGAAGAAAAGCAUUCAAACUUAUCCAAAGUUCUGGACUCUGCUAGGCAAGAAUCAGCUGAUGGGAAACACAAAUAUGAACAGGUUCUUUCAAAGCAAAGGGCUGAAGAAGACCAAUCAAAUGCUGAAAUAGCAAUUCUCAAAUCAAAGAGUAGUGCAGCUGAGGCGAGAUUGGCUGCUGCUCGUGAACAAGCUCAGUCUGCUCAGGAGGAGGCGUCUGAGUGGAGAAGGAAGUAUGACAUAGCUGUGAGGGAAGCGAAAGCUGCCCUGGAGAAGGCAGCAACGUUACAAGAACGUGCUAAUAAGCAUACGCAAGUGCGUGAAGAUUCUCUAAGGGCAGAAUUCGCAGCUACCCUGGCAGAAAAGGAUGAAGAUAUUAAGAAUACACUGGCAAAACUUGAGCACGCUGAGCAUCAUGCGAGCAGUCUGAAUUUGCAGUUGAAGGCUUUUGAAUCGAAAUUGAGGAAUCAAGAAUCAGAAACCACUGCACUGAAACUUGAAAUCAAGGAUCUACUAGAGAAGCUAGAAAAUGUGAAGUCCUCUGCUCAAUCAUACGAGAGUGAAGCCCGAAUUCUAGAGCAAGAGAGAACCCAUCUGGAACAGAGAUAUGCAUCUGAGUUCAAGAGAUUUGAAGAAGCUGAAGAGAGAUGCAAGGCUGCUGAAAAGGAGGCAAAGAAGGCGACAGAAUUGGCCGAAAAAGCUCGAAGUGAAGCCCUUGCUGCCCAAAGAGAAAAGAAUGAAGUUCACCGAUUGUCCAUUGAGAGGCUUGCUCAAAUCGAAAGGGCGGAGAGGCAUGUUGAGAACCUUCAGAGAUUGAGAGCUGAUUUAGAGGAAGAUGUUGACCGUCUUCGUGCCUCAGAACAGGAUGCUGUCUCCAAGGUAGUCUCUCUGGAAGCUAGGGUUGAAGAGAGAGAGAGAGAGAUAGAGGUGCUAUUGAAAUCAACCAAUGAGCAAAGGGCAAGCACGGUCCAUGUCCUCGAGAACCUUUUGGCCACAGAAAGAGCGGCUCGAACUGAAGCAAACAACAGGGCUGAGGCUCUCUCUUUGCAGCUUCAGUCAACUCAAGCAAUACUAGACAAUCUUCAACAAGAAAUGACAUCGGUUCGCCUCAAUGAGUCCGCCCUGGAUCACAAGCUCAAGAGUGCAUCUCGUAGUACUAAAAGGUUGAGAUCUGAGGGCCAUGCCUCAGUUCAAGAUAUGGAUGUCGAUAUGGAAGAAAGGGUGAUAGGAUCGAAAGGGAGGAAGAAAUCAAAGAGCACAACCAGUCCCCCGAAAAAGCUUCAGAUGGAUGAUGGUGGCUCUGUGUUUAAACCGGAUGAUGAUACUGAUAAUAACGAUAAUGUCAGUGUCGAUGCUGAUGAGUAUACAAAGUUCACAGUUCAGAAGCUCAAGCAAGAGCUCACAAAGCAUGGUUUUGGUGAUAAGUUGCUUGAGAUAAGGAACCCCAACAAGAAGGAUGUAGUUGCGUUGUAUGAGAAGCACGUGCUGCAAAAGUAGUGGUCCGUUUUUUUAACCUCCUCGAGGCUUGUGAUUUGUUUAUAAUGCCGUCUACCGGUAGGGUUCCAUUUAUUGUUUCUGAGAAUGGAAACCUUAAAAAAGUGAAAUGUAUGUUAGUGGCUGUAAGAAAGUCAAUUGGGUUCGGUCAAAUAGGAAGUGACUUCCUUUCUUUCACAUUCAAC
This is a messenger RNA of Amborella trichopoda, 3590 nucleotides long. Its product is annotated as Guanylate-binding family protein. Gene Ontology annotation, molecular function: GTP binding; GTPase activity. Lineage: Eukaryota; Viridiplantae; Streptophyta; Magnoliopsida; Amborellales; Amborellaceae. The record is from RefSeq and is a predicted model, not a curated record.